AUGCGAAAGUUGGAAUGGGACUACAUGGGAGUGAAGGUUGAUUGUCGGCAGCUACACCAUUUUCGCUUCGCUGAUGACAUCGUACUGAUAACACCAAGCAUCAACCAAACGGAAAGAAUGCUGACCGAAUUCGACGAAACAUGUGAAUGCAUCGGUCCUCAGCUGAAUCUGCAAAAGACGAUGUUCAUGCGGAACCAAUGGGUCUCGGAUGCCCAAUUCACGCUCGAGGGAACGAACAUAUCUGAAUUCACCAGCUACGUUUAUCUGGGUCGGGAAUCGAACAUGAUGAACGACCUGACCCCCGAGCUGGGCAAGAAGAGACGAACGGCUUGGGGAGCAUAUAAGAGCAUCGAGGAUGUAGUGAAGAAGACCAAGAACACCCGGCUCCGUGCUCACCUCUUCAACACCACCGUACUUCCUGCUUUGACCUAUGCUUCGGAAACCUGGGCAUUUCGCAAGCAGGAAGAAAACGCGGUUAGCGUCAUUGAACGCGCAAUUGAGAGAGUGAUGCUACGAGUAUCUCGUUCCACGCAAGUGUGA
Molecule: messenger RNA, 540 nt
Organism: Necator americanus (New World hookworm)
Lineage: Eukaryota; Metazoa; Nematoda; Chromadorea; Rhabditida; Ancylostomatidae
Exons: 1
Coding region: 1-540 (179 amino acids)
Source: RefSeq, a predicted model, not a curated record